Molecule: messenger RNA, 4091 nt
Organism: Pocillopora meandrina
Lineage: Eukaryota; Metazoa; Cnidaria; Anthozoa; Scleractinia; Pocilloporidae
Source: the annotation of a GenBank genome assembly
AUGGAAGGUCUACUUGCAUACGACAGUGGUUCAUCGUCUGAAGAGAGCGAUGAGUCCCCGAAAAAGAAACCAAAGGUUACGGAAUCUGAUAACAUCAUAAUUUACGCGGGGAGCAGUAGAAAAACCGAGAAUGGAAAGUUAGAAUCUCCUUUCAAGCCUGGAAAGCAAUGUAGAUUAUUUCCAAAUAACCUAACUGAAUCAAAACAGAUUGUAAACGCCUGUAAUUCAUCGGUGAGUACUCAAAAUGAUUUUUAUGAACCCUUAAUUGAUGAUAAACACAAAACCUCUGCGUGUGGUUAUUUCCGGACAAGUACUGAGAAAAAUACGAAAUCUGCAGCAUUGUUCGAUUCAGGUAACCAGAAAACGAAGUCAUCUUUGAUAAGUUCAGGACCAAACGUCAAACCUUACGUGUCUAAGAGACAAAGAGAGAAAUUGGCUCAAGCAACAUCCUCAUCCCUUAUGGCGAAUCAGCCGUCACAAGACACUGAUUUAACCUUGAGAAAUAGCUCUUUGAAAGGAGCAAAUUAUCACCCAGAUGAAGCUAAAUUUCUAAACCGCAAGGACACAGAUCAAGUAUGCAAACCAUCAAAGAAAUUACAUUUAAAUCUUAAAGGUCACACCCAGGGUGUUAACUGCAUCAGAUGGAAUGUUACAGAGAGUAAUAAUCAUUUGUUGGUGUCUUCAUCGAUGGAUCGCACAGUUUGUGUUUGGGACACACGGCAAGGUGGAGCUUGUAUGCAAAGUUUGACAUGUCAUACUGAAGCAGUAAAAGAUGCCAAAUGGAGUCACUGUGGGUCACAUGUGUUGAGUUGUGGUUAUGACAAAACUGCAAGACUGUUUGAUGUAGAAACAGGUAUUGUGGUGUAUAAACAAAAGUUGUGAACUAAUGUACAACUUUCCUCUGCAUUAUGAAAACAUUAAGCAAGAGACCAGUGAUAGGGUUAGGGAAACAUAACUAGGUGGAGAGUGUUAUCUUGUAUACUCAGGCGUGGUGCAGCACAUUGAAGUGUGUGUGUGCGUGUGUGUGUGUGUGUGGUGUGUGUGUGUGUGUGUGUGAUUGAGGGUGGGUGGGGGAAACUCAUCCAGUAUAUUAACCCUUUACACCCUAACAUCAGUAUGUAUAUUCUCCAUACUGUUCUCUAUACGUUUCCUAAGGUGCUCACAAGGAGAAUUUGGUUAGCAAUGUAGAACUUCUUUAGUAGGUGAUCAUUUCAUUUAUUCUCAUGACCUUAAUGUUUGAUUCAAGGGUGAUAUACAGUUGUAAGGAAAAAUUUGAUGUUAGUCAUUCUUAGGAGUUAAGGGUUAAACCAGGUAAAAACUGUUACUCAAAUUAUCCAAAAAAUUCCUAAUGUGUUCUUCUUGAAACACAGGCUGGUACUGUUCAAAGCUAAAAAGGCUUAGUACCACAUAUAAUUUUGCACAUAUAAUAAUCCUGAUGAAAUGAUUUGAAAAGAUUACAAGACUGAAUAUUUUGCUAAACUAAUUUUAUGCUGUGCCCGCAGUAUUGUGGAGCCUGAAACAUUGGGGGCUGAGCCUCUCAUCAAACAUUUGCUUGGAGAGCUGGAGCUUUCUCCCCCCCCUGCCCUUGCACUUGUUCUUUGUGCAUUUUGAGGGGUUAAUGUUAUCAGUUUUGUAGUGUAUUGACAGUGUUAGUUAUUUUGGCUAAGCAUUCAUUGAUUUGGUGUGUAUUCUAUAUUCCUAUGUUUAGUGCUACAAAGCAUGUCUGUGAUUAAAUUAGAUGCUUAAAUUGAUUUUAUUGAUUUAUGUUGCUCCUUAUUUUGACAGGAAAGGAAAUCAAAGUGUUUCCACACAGAAACUAUGUGACUUGUGUCCAGUUUCAUCCCAGUGAUCCCAACCUGUUCCUAGCUGGGACUUUUAAAUCUUCCAUUCUAUGUUGGGACAGAAGGACUGGAAGUGUAAGUGCACAAUUACUGGACAGAUGUCCUAAAAUCUUCAUGUAACAAUAAAUUAUUUUUAGAAUAAUAACAUAUUUUUCUAUUUUAAGAAGAUCCUUUUACCUUAGAGUGAAGAGAGAGUUUUGAGAUCCAUUUAAGUCUGCAAAAUUUCCCAAGAUGUGCUGCAUUUUUUUCCUGUGUAUGAUGAAAAAGAGAUGUGACAUGAUAGUGAAUGCUGAUUGAUUGGUCCAGUAUUUUCCAAGUCCCUAGAUGCAGGCUAGCCUGAGGUUUUGCAGCUUUGAGGCUAGUGCCAUGGAGCCCAAGACAGCACUCCCAUUACAGGCAUUAGCGAUUAACUCCUAUCAACUGAUACAAGAGCUGUUACAAUGUGAACAUUGUUUUAUAUAUUUCUCAGACAUGGAGGAAAUAGAUUGUAAACAAGCCAUCACAGCUGGUGAUUUUUUUUGAGUGCUCAACACAAAUAGAAGUGGUCAGGCUGCCAAAAAAAUACCAGCCACAGAGGUUAACUCUACUUGAUAGGAAUAAUUUUUUUGUUAUUAAACCACAGUAGGAUAAUAAUUGGAUAGAAUUUUCAUUGGGAAGAUUUUUUUUUGGUAGAUUGCAUCAACAUACUCAGCUCUAUUUGGUCAAGUACAAGAUAUAGCAUUUCUACCAGGAGCAGAAGAAUUUGUUUCUGCUGCUGAAGUUGUCAGACGGAAUUCAACAGACAAGGGAAUCAUGGUGUGGGAUUUUAGAUCAACAGCAGUUUUAUCAAAUCAAAUUUAUCAGGUAAUUAUUAGACUGCACUUUAAGCAAAGUACCACAAACCCUUUACACCCUAACAUCAGUAUGUAUAUUCUCUGUACUGUUCUUUACACAUAUCCUAAGGUGCUGACAAGGAGAAUUUGUUGAGCAAUCAAGUGCUCCUUCAGUUGGUGAUCAUUUUUUUUAUUCUUGUGAUCUGAGGUGUCAUUCAGGGUUGAUAUCAUAUGGAGAAAUUAGAUGCUAAUCACUUGAAUUUUACGUAUGGAUGAUAAAAGUAUAUUAAUUUUGGUAUUUUCAGGAAGCCUUUACAUGCACUUGCUUGAAGGUCCACCCUUACGAAUCACAUUUUGUGGCACAGUCAAAUGGUGACUACAUUGCUUUGUUCUCAACAAGAAAACCAUACAAGCUGAAUAAGUUCAAAAGAUACGAAGGCCAUAAGGUAAUAAAAUUUAAUAAAGUACAAUAACAAAUGCCUUAUUAUGGUAUAAAUUUGGUUGGUCCAUCUGAGAAAAAAAAUUGUUCCAGCAAAACUCCUUUGGUUCACAAGUCCCCAUGGUGAAAGGCCUAUUUCAAACAAGCUUCCCCCCCACAUUAAUUCCUUGUCAGGAAUCCCCAUUCACAUGCCACAGUUCCCACCCAAUCUUUGGUUCACCGCCUCAAAAAAUAAUGUUCAUUCACAAUUCAUAAAGAAAACAGAAUGAUUUUUACUCUCAUGUUGAAAACCGUAUGAUGUAGAAAGUGUAACAUGAAAGCAGAUUUCAAAGUCAGAUCCAUCCUUUAAGGGAAUGUAAAAAGCUCAACAAGAAAACUAUUCAAUAAAACUGAGCACUUCUUUCUUAUUAAUCUUUAGGUUUGUGGUUAUCAUAUUGGAUGUGAUUUCAGUCCUGAUGGAAAAAUAAUUUGUUCUGGCUCAGCAGAUGGGAAAAUUUUUUUCUAUGAUCACAGCACAGCUCGUGUGAUGAGGACAAUAGAGGCUCACUCUGCUCCAUGCACAGAUGUUGCGUACCACCCCAUCCUACCCAGCUGGGUGGCAACCUGUGGGUGGGACGGGCAGGUUAAAGUUUGGACAUAAUAUCUGAGCAAAGCAACUUUUAAAUAAUAGUUCCAAGAUCAACCGAGGAUUGGUUACAAUUGGUUUUGAGUUCCUCUACUCGGUGAUUGGUCUAAAAAAACUCCAUUCUCAACUUCCACUCCACCAGAUAUUAUUAACUAAGAGUGAUUCUGCCUUGUUCAAUUGCAUUUAUUACCUCAUGAUGUGCAGUUUCAUUGUUUCUGUCAUUAUUAGUCAGUGCAAUGUUAAAUGAGUGUAAAGGUAAUCUGGGUUUGUUUUGGUUUUGCUUCACUACACUUAGUGAUUGGUUCCCAGCCACUCACUUAAUCAACCAGAUUUAAUACAAAAACUAAUCAGUAAAAUCAAUAAACGCCUCCUUC